ACAGUCGGCCGGUGCAGUGCGGUGCAUAGAUCACAUCUAAACACUAGUGCAGUUCACGAUGGGAGCGCGGGGAUGUAUCUCGUGCCUUCUGCUACUGACGUGCGGGCAGAUAGUUCGUUCUCAGGAUUCACUAUGGGUGGACGUGACCGAUCAAAGCAACCAGACCCUGGACGAAGACGCUGACAUAGAGAAGCGGUACACUCCAGAGCUGACCGAGGAGUUGAUGUCAGCGAAGGCGGAUGCUCUGCUGCUCUUCACUGAAUACACGGCCAUAGCUGGCGAAGAACUGAAGUCUUUCCUGAUGAAUGUCACAGCCUACUCCGAUGAUGCCAUACGGAACGCUGACAAUGUUAUUACCUCUGAUUAUAACUCCAAUUGUCGAUCGAAAUUCGAUUCCCGCAUUCGCACGAUCCAGAAUGACGCCCGCCGCGCGGCCAGCUUCAGCGGCGAGAACCAUCACAAGUUCCUGCUCGGUCACAUGAUCGUGAUGAGAAUGCACUUGAAUAAGAGUGAAACUCUGGUGAAGAAGUGCACCAAAGCGGUGAGAGAUUGCGGCAUCUCUUGCGAGACAAUACCUCGAGUGAAGCGCUGGAGACGCCAAGCUCUGGAGGAGAUCCACCGCGUCCGGGAGGACAUGCAGCACUCCCGCCGCUCCUACAAGGACUUAGUACUUCAUGCAAGAAGAAAACUCAACCACCUUCACAAACAAGUCAUAAAGAGGUCCAACGAUGCUGUAGACAAGUACCACGAGUGUUUGAGACGUUGAAGCGUAUUUAUUGAGGUUGUAUUGUAUAAAUUCGUCUACGCCCUUUUGAGUUA
Molecule: messenger RNA, 819 nt
Organism: Bombyx mandarina (wild silkworm)
Lineage: Eukaryota; Metazoa; Arthropoda; Insecta; Lepidoptera; Bombycidae
Source: RefSeq, a predicted model, not a curated record